GGCCCGCAUGCCGCUCCCCGGCGGGUUCCACAUCCUGGGGGGCGGCUCCCCGGGGGCUCGCGUCGGGGGCUACACCAACAGGACCUUCGAGUUUGACGACGGCCCGUGGGCCCCCAGGCGGCCCUGCGCCGAGGACGGCGGCUGCGGGGACGUGCUCCUGGACACCGCCAGUCCCAAGAUGAGCGACCUGGACACGGAGGUGCUGCCCUUGCCGCCGCGGUACCGCUUCCGGGACCUGCUUCUUGGCGACCAGUCCUUCCAGAACGACGACAGGGUCCAGGUGGAGUUCUACGUGAAUGAAAAUACGUUCAAGGAGCGGCUCAAACUGUUCUUCAUCAAAAACCAAAGAUCCAGCCUGAGGAUCCGGCUGUUCAACUUCUCCUUGAAGCUCCUCACCUGCCUGCUCUACAUCAUUCGGGUCCUGCUGGACAACCCGGCCCUGGGGAUCGGAUGCUGGGGCUGCGUGAAGCAGAAGUACACCUUCAAUGGCUCAUCCUCCGAGAUCAACUGGGCCCCAAUCCUGUGGGUGGAGAGGAAGAUGGCCCUGUGGGCAAUCCAGGUCAUCGUGGCCACAAUAAGCUUCCUGGAGACCAUGCUCCUCAUCUACCUCAGCUACAAAGGCAACAUCUGGGAGCAGAUCAUCCGAGUGUCCUUCAUCCUGGAGAUGGUCAACACGCUGCCCUUCAUCAUCACGAUCUUCUGGCCGCCGCUGCGGAACCUGUUCAUCCCGGUGUUCCUCAACUGCUGGCUGGCCAAGCACGCGCUGGAGAACAUGAUCAAUGACUUCCACCGUGCCAUCCUGCGGACACAGUCGGCCAUGUUCAACCAGGUCCUGAUCCUCUUCUGUACCCUGCUGUGCCUCGUCUUCACGGGGACCUGUGGCAUCCAGCACCUGGAGCGAGCGGGAGAGAACCUCAGCCUGCUGACCUCCUUCUACUUCUGCAUCGUCACCUUCUCCACCGUGGGCUACGGUGACGUGACGCCCAAGAUCUGGCCGUCCCAGUUCCUGGUGGUCAUCAUGAUCGGCGUGGCCCUCGUGGUGCUCCCGCUGCAGUUUGAAGAGCUUGUCUACCUCUGGAUGGAGCGGCAGAAGUCCGGGGGCAACUACAGCCGCCACCGAGCCCAGACGGAGAAGCACGUGGUGCUGUGCGUCAGCUCCCUCAAGAUCGACCUGCUCAUGGACUUCCUGAACGAGUUCUACGCCCACCCCCGGCUCCAGCAGGACUACUACGUGGUCAUCCUUUGCCCCACUGAGAUGGAUGUCCAGGUGCGCAGGGUCCUACAGAUCCCCCUGUGGUCUCAGCGGGUCAUCUACCUCCAGGGCUCUGCCCUCAAGGACCAGGACCUCAUGCGAGCCAAGAUGGACAAUGGGGAGGCCUGCUUCAUCCUGAGCAGCCGGAACGAGGUGGACCGCACAGCCGCAGACCACCAGACCAUUCUACGGGCCUGGGCCGUGAAGGACUUUGCACCCAACUGCCCCCUCUACGUCCAGAUCCUCAAGCCUGAGAACAAGUUUCAUGUCAAGUUUGCUGACCACGUGGUGUGCGAGGAAGAGUGCAAGUACGCCAUGCUGGCCCUGAACUGCAUCUGCCCGGCCACCUCCACCCUCAUCACCCUGCUGGUGCACACGUCCCGCGGCCAGGAAGGACAGGAGUCACCGGAGCAGUGGCAGCGCAUGUAUGGGCGCUGCUCAGGCAACGAGGUCUACCACAUCCGCAUGGGCGACAGCAAGUUCUUCCGCGAGUACCAGGGCAAGAGCUUCACCUACGCGGCUUUCCACGCACACAAGAAGUACGGUGUGUGCCUCAUUGGGCUGAAACGUGAGGAGGACAGGAGCAUCCUGCUAAACCCAGGGCCCCGUCACAUCCUGGUUGCCUCCGACACCUGCUUCUACAUCAAUAUCACCAAGGAGGAGAACUCGGCCUUCAUCUUCAAGCAGGAGGAGAAGCAGAAGAAGGGGCAGGGCCUCUAUGAGGGGCCCUCCCGCCUGCCGGUGCACAGCAUCAUCGCCUCCAUGGGGACGGUGGCCAUGGACCUACAGAACACAGAGUGCCGGCCGUCACAGAGCGGUGGGGGCGGUGGGGGCGGCAGGCUGACGGUGCCCACGGAGAACGGCUCGGGCAGCCGGCGGCCCAGCAUAGCACCCGUCCUGGAGCUGGCAGACAGCUCCGCCCUGCUGCCCUGCGACCUGCUGAGUGACCAGUCGGAGGACGAGGUGACGCCCUCAGAUGACGAGGGGCUCUCCGUGGUUGAGUACGUGAAGGGCUACCCCCCCAGCUCGCCCUACAUCGGCAGCUCCCCCACGCUGUGCCACCUCCUGCCUGUGAAGGCGCCCUUCUGCUGCCUGCGUCUGGACAAGGGCUGCAAACACAACAGCUACGAGGACGCGAAGGCCUACGGGUUCAAGAACAAGCUCAUCAUCGUCUCCGCCGAGACCGCCGGCAACGGGCUGUACAACUUCAUCGUGCCCCUGCGGGCCUACUACCGGUCCCGCAAGGAGCUCAACCCGAUCGUGCUGCUGCUGGACAACAAGCCUGACCACCACUUUCUGGAGGCCAUCUGCUGCUUCCCUAUGGUCUACUACAUGGAGGGCUCCGUGGACAACCUGGACAGCCUGCUGCAGUGCGGCAUCAUCUACGCGGACAACCUGGUGGUGGUGGACAAGGAGAGCACCAUGAGCGCAGAGGAGGACUACAUGGCCGACGCCAAGACCAUCGUCAACGUGCAGACCAUGUUCCGGCUCUUCCCCAGCCUCAGCAUCACCACGGAGCUCACCCACCCUUCCAACAUGCGCUUCAUGCAGUUCCGUGCCAAGGACAGCUAUUCUCUGGCUCUUUCCAAACUUGAAAAGCGGGAACGAGAGAAUGGCUCCAACCUGGCCUUCAUGUUCCGCCUGCCCUUCGCCGCGGGCCGGGUGUUCAGCAUCAGCAUGUUGGACACACUACUGUAUCAGUCCUUUGUGAAAGACUACAUGAUCAGCAUCACCAGGCUCCUGCUGGGCCUCGACACCACCCCGGGCUCUGGCUACCUCUGCGCUAUGAAGAUCACAGAGGAUGACCUGUGGAUCCGCACCUACGGCCGCCUCUUCCAGAAGCUCUGCUCCUCCAGCGCAGAGAUCCCCAUCGGCAUCUACAGGACUGAGUGCCACGUCUUCUCCUCUGAGCCUCACGACCUCAGAGCCCAGUCCCAGGUCUCUGUGAACAUGGAGGACUGUGAAGACACACGGGAAGUCAAAGGGCCCUGGGGCACGCAGGCUGGUCCUGGCAGCGGCCACGGCUGCCACAUGGGUGGUGGCGACCCUGCUGAGCACCCGCUGCUGCGGCGCAAGAGCCUGCAGUGGGCCCGGAAGCUGAGCCGCAGGGGCACCAAGCACACGGGAAAGGCACCCGCGGCCGAGUGGGUCAGCCAGCAGCGGCUCAGCCUCUACCGGCGCUCCGAGCGCCAGGAGCUCUCCGAGCUGGUCAAAAAUCGCAUGAAGCACCUGGGGCUGCCCACCACUGGCUACGAGGACGUAGCAAAUUUAACAGCCAGUGAUGUCAUGAAUCGGGUAAACCUGGGAUAUUUACAAGACGAGAUGAACGAUCACCAGAACACCCUCUCCUAUGUCCUCAUCAACCCCCCUCCCGACACCAGGCUGGAGCCCAACGACAUUGUGUAUCUCAUUCGCUCCGACCCGCUGGCCCACGUGGCCAGCAGCUCCCAGAGCCGCAAGAGCAGCUGUAGCAACAGACUGUCAUCCUGCAACCCAGAGACCCGCGACGAGACCCAGCUCUGAGCCACCCUAAGAAGCCCACACCAGGGCAGAUGGGUGGACCUUGUGCCCUGCCUGGGGUCCACAGGAAGGACUCAGGAGGGAGCAGCAGAGACACUGUCACUGGCCUGGCCCAGGGAGGCUGCAAUCCAUUCAGGAUGGCUCCCAGGACUUGACCCCAGCAGGAACUCCUCACCCCAGGGCCAGGCGCGAGACCACACCAGGCACCCUAGAGGCUAGUGGGAAAUGUUUUUAACCUAUUUUUACAAAUCUGUAUCAUCCACAUCUCUACACAGAUGUACCGAAACUCGUGACCAGGGCAUGGCCAAGGUGAACGGUGGGUGGCCAGGAGGGGACAGAGGGACUGGAUACCACCCAAGUCCCACAGCCCUGUAUGGCCAUGCUCUGGCAUUGCUGGAGGGGCUGGGGGUGCAUCAGGGUGGGGAAGAGUGCAUACCUGGACCCUGGAGCGGGGGAAUUCCCGCUUGGCACUGCUGGUGCUGCUCAGCUGGCCGUGUUCUUGUGGCCUCCCACCCACGCUCAGUCCCCUGCUGGCUUCUGCAUGGCUCUGAGGCAUCAGGGUCUGUGUGGUAAGGCCCUUGCAAAGGGCAAGCAGUGGGUGCUCUCUGCCAUCUGCUAUCCUGAGCCCCUCCAGGAGGGCAAAGAAAGAGGAGGGUCUUGGAGGCUGAGCUGGGGGUAUGCAGCCCCCAGGCCUGUGGGGAAAGGCCUUGCUGGCAGACCCGGCAGGCAGGAUCUACCUACCAGUGACUCUGGAUGUCAGAGGACACCAGUUCCUGUUUUUACACUGAAUUUUUCCAGCCAUGGCAUUUGGGGACACUGUGACAGUGUGUCUCCAUGGACCAUUUUAAAAGCAAAAGUCUUGUUUCUAAACACCCAACCUGAGAAGCACAAUUAGCCCUGGGCUGCUGGCCACUGUCCAGGGUCUGCAGAGAAUCCUAGGGCAGAGAUUCCGGGCAGCCACUGCCUCUGCUGCUAGCACCUCACUACUUACCUGGAUGCACUCCACAGGCACACGUGUCACGGGCAGCCUGCCCCGCAGCUCCAGGCUCUGAGCCUGGGUCUGGAGGACACCUGGGGCUAGUGAAAAGGGUUAGAAAUGCCUGCUUUGGUCCCCACACCCAACUUCACAGGCAAGCCUGUCCCCCAUCCUAGCGAGCAUGCCCUUCUACAAUGCUGGGUCAGGACAGCUGGGAAGCUUAGCUGGUAGAGGUCCCCAGUAUCCUGGAGGCUUCCUGGUGAGCUGCCCAUCAGCCUCACCCUAUGUCCUAGAAUGACCCUGGAGUGAGCAGGAAGACCCCAGGUGGUGGGGUGGACAUAGAUCAUCUGAGACCAACAGCUGUUGGGGACCCCCUCCAUUGGGGACCAGAGCUGAGCCCAGUGGGGCUGUGUGUGCACCUCACUGUGUCCAUUUUGGGUACCCUAAGAGGCUGGGAUAAGGGAUAAAGGGGAAGGGCCUAGGUACGGCUCUUCCCCAAUAUCAGGGCAGAUGGACCUUCAGGGUGGGCAGGCGCUCGGGGAUUACAGAAAACGGCUAGGGAGCCUGCCUGGCAGGGUGGAACACGCCCGGGGCCCGGCCGCCCAGUCCCGUGUCCUGGCCUGCCAGGGCCCUGUGCAGAAAGUGCCUGAAAGUCCUGGGUGAGGCUAACAAAGACAGAGGGACAUAGGUAGGAGGGGAGGGACUGUGCAGAGGCAGAGGUAGAGAAGUCUCAGGGGCUUGAUGGAGUGGCAGGUGGCUGACACUGGGCUAGGUGGCCAGAGCCUAGCCUGGCUGUGCUAGGUCUGUCAGCAGCUCCUGGGGUCCCGCCAGUGGGCAGCAAGAGGGUCCAAGCCUGCCUCCAUGUGUGCUCAAUGCCCCGGUCCCUCCCCAGCCUCCACGCUCCAGCUUCCUGCUCAGCCACCCAUCUGGCUGCUGGGUCGAGGAUGGGAGAGCCACCUUGGUCUGUUAGGUGGGGCUGCAGCUCCUUGCACUUGCGAAGAGCAGGCACCCUGGACAAAAGCAUCUUCACAGUGAGGAGGGAGGGAUGUCACUUCCACCAGGGGCAGGGCAGCCACUCUGGGUCUGGCCCCAGACAUUCAAGGAGAGGGGCAAUCCACAAACCUCUGCUAGCCAUUGAGGACACUGGGCCCUUGACCAGGGGGUGCUCUGCUCUGCCCAGAGUUCAGAGGCUGCUAUGGACGCAGUCAGCACUAGGAGUCAGGAGGGUCUGUGUACUGGGGAUGCUGUCAGACCAAUAAAAGCUGCCUGCACGCCCAGAACCUGCUGUACUCUCUCGGCCUCCAUCUUCACCUCAGACCCAGGAGAUGCCUGGGUGCCUCUGGCUGUCCUGGGUCCAUCUGCCAGCACCCCUGGCACCAAUAAGGCGGGUCCUAUCCUGC
This is a messenger RNA of Sciurus carolinensis (gray squirrel), 6148 nucleotides long. It is a transcript of the gene Kcnt1, whose product is annotated as potassium sodium-activated channel subfamily T member 1. Gene Ontology annotation, cellular component: membrane. The record is from RefSeq and is a predicted model, not a curated record. NCBI's taxonomy places the organism in Eukaryota, Metazoa, Chordata, Mammalia, Rodentia, Sciuridae. The transcript has 32 exons. The coding region runs from base 8 to 3775 and encodes 1255 amino acids. Gene Ontology annotation, molecular function: intracellular sodium-activated potassium channel activity. Gene Ontology annotation, biological process: potassium ion transport.